UCCACGCUGGUGCUGGCCACGCCGAGCACAGCCUUUGGCCAGGCCUUCCAAUACGGCUGCAACAUCGCUGUGGUUAACACACCGCACAAGGUCUUGAAGUCCUUUUAUAAUGAAACCUACUUUGAGCGACACGGAACCUUCAUGGACGAGAAAGUCAUGCUGCUGCUGUGGUCUUGCACCAUGUCCAUGUCUCCUCUGGGCGUCUUGGUGGGGUCCCUGCUUAUUGGCCUGCUGGUUGACAGAUGUGGCAAAAAGGGAACACUGCUGAUCAACAAUGACUUCGCCAUCCCUGCCAUCCCGAAGGGAGUCAGCAAAGUGACCAAACCUUCCGAGCUGAUCAUCUUUUCUCGAGUGGCACUGGGAUUCUGUGCAGGCACCUCCUACAGUGCCCUUCCCAUGUAGCUGGGAGAGUUAGCUCCCAAGAACCUUAGGGGUGCUCUGGGAACAAUGACGGAGGUGUUUGUCAUCGUGGGAAUCUUCCUAGCACAGAUCUUCGGCCUGCAAGCCAUCCUGGGCAACCCUACAGGCUGGCCUGUGCUCUUGGUGCUCACGGGGGUCCCCGCACUGUUUUGGCUCCCUCUGCCAUUCUUCCCCGAGAGCCCCAGGUCCACCCUGAUUCAGAAGAGAGAUGAAGUUCGACAAGCUCUGCGGAAGCUGAGAGGCUGGGCAGAUGUGGAGGACGAGGUGGAAGAAACGCGCGUGGAGGACCAGGCCGAGAGGGCCGAGGGCCUGUCUGUGCUCAGCCUCUUCACGUGUCCGCCUGUCCACUGGCAGCUGGUCUCCAUCGUCUUGCCCAUGGCCGGCCAGCAGCUCUGCACGGUCAACGCGGUCAGCUACUACGCGGACAUGAUCUACGCCUCCCUCGGCUGGCAUGGAGGGGCUCAUUCCGUAACAGUGGGUGCCAGCGUGGUGAACACAGGGAUGAGCUUCAUCUUGGCAGGCGCUGUCGAGCGGCUGGGUAGGCGGCGCCUCCCAAACGGCAUCCGCGUCUCGGCGCUGAGCUUCCAGGUCGGACCUCGCUCUUCUGCCCGGAAGGAACGGGGCGGGGGCACGCAGAGGGAGCCCUGGAGGCCCACGCAGGUGCUCAGAAAUCCAGGUGUGGCUCCUUCCUGUGGCAGGAAGAGCACGGUCCCUGAGCUGUCUUACCUUGGCAUCAUCUACAUCACAGGACAUUCCAUCGGGCCCAGUCCCGUGCCCUCCGUGGUGAGGACCGAGAUCUUCCUGCAGCCCUCGCCCGCCUUCGCAGUGGACGGGGCCGUGCUCGGGCUCACCAGUGUCAUCGUGGGCUUCGUGUUCCCGUCCAUCCAGGAGGUCAGUGGUGCCUACAGCUUCAUUAUCUUUGCCGGAAUCUGCCUCCUCACUGCUGUUUACAUCUACGUGAUCAUUCCUGAGACCAAGGGCCGAACAGUUGUGGAGAUAAAGUGGAUUUUUGCCCAGAGAAACAGAGUGGAGUUUCUGGAGAAGAAAGAAGAAAUCACAGAUGCUGGGCCUCACAUACCGUCUCUGCCUACCAGGGAGACUUCCUUUUAG
Orcinus orca (killer whale) is the source of this 1530-nucleotide messenger RNA. It is a transcript of the gene SLC2A7, whose product is annotated as solute carrier family 2 member 7. Gene Ontology annotation, cellular component: membrane. Gene Ontology annotation, molecular function: hexose transmembrane transporter activity. Lineage: Eukaryota; Metazoa; Chordata; Mammalia; Artiodactyla; Delphinidae. The record is from RefSeq and is a predicted model, not a curated record. Gene Ontology annotation, biological process: monosaccharide transmembrane transport.